UUAUUAAUGAAGAUUAUCCUUUGCUGGUAAUAUGCAGAUGAAGAAGCUCAAUUUAAUGAUGAAAAAAAGCGACUCGGAUAAUUGUCAUCAAUGCCACAUUCAAGGCUUAUCGGUUGCAGGACUACGGCUUCCCAAAGCAAACCUUAGCCAUGAGUAUCAACUGAAAAAAGCGGUAACUGCAAAUCAUCAGUAUUUGAUAUUCACCGAAGCUGUUCAAACUGUUCGUACAAGCUUUGUUUGUGUUAUAUGCCAGGAUGUUAGAAACGGCUUUGUUUCUGACUGUAAACUGACAAAUAAAGGUAACAUUAUUUGUCCACCUCAAGGCAUGGGAUGGGGGGGUGUGGUCCUAGGAUUCUGGAGUUGAAGUCCACAUAUCUAGUUACCUGGAUAUCGUAACUGCUAAUGAAAGUAUUAUAGUCCAUAUCUACAAGGACUAAUGAGGAAACAAGCGACUCAAAUAAUUGUCAUCAGUGUCACAGAAACGACAAAGAAAUUGUUAUGCAAUGCCCCAAGUGCAAGCAGAAGAAUAACACACAUUCCCUGUUUCUGGGUUAUUUUUGGCGAAAUCCAAUAGGGUCAACAACCUGCUUAAAUUGGUGCAAGGAAACUAUCAACAUGCACCAGUUUUUCGAAGGAUAUGUUGAAGUUCUCCCCUAAGAUUGUAGGUCGGGAUCAAAAUUUCGAAGUUCGAGGACUGACUGAAUCGUUAGAUCCUAGGCCGCAAGCAUUGCACACAUCCAUUUGCACCCCGGUAUUGGCAUCAGAAUGUACACGGGAAUCCUACUCAGAUGAGAAAAAGGUUGAUGGAGGUGAUGAAAUUGGCUCUUGAAAACAAAGGCUUCCACCGUUUUCAACCGCAUAUGAAAGACUAUCUUUUAAAACAGAUUACAUGCCUUGCUAACAAAAUAAACUCCAUUCCAGAGUCGUAUUCGUCUUAGUGACAACAUGAAAGAAGGAAUUUAUAUAUAUAUAUAUAUAUAUAUAUAUAUGUGUGUGUGUGUGUAUUGGCAAAAUGAACUUUGCUCCCUUGUACUAAACUCCAUUGUAGAGUUUUACUCGUCGUCUUACUGACAACAUGAAAGAAAGAAUUUUUUUAUUUA
Molecule: messenger RNA, 1100 nt
Organism: Erythranthe guttata (spotted monkey flower)
Lineage: Eukaryota; Viridiplantae; Streptophyta; Magnoliopsida; Lamiales; Phrymaceae
Source: RefSeq, a predicted model, not a curated record